Molecule: messenger RNA, 3986 nt
Organism: Budorcas taxicolor (takin)
Lineage: Eukaryota; Metazoa; Chordata; Mammalia; Artiodactyla; Bovidae
Gene: ATP13A3
Product: ATPase 13A3
Exons: 33
Coding region: 95-3865 (1256 amino acids)
Biological process (GO): intracellular calcium ion homeostasis; polyamine transmembrane transport
Cellular component (GO): late endosome membrane
Molecular function (GO): ATPase-coupled monoatomic cation transmembrane transporter activity; ATP binding; P-type ion transporter activity
Source: RefSeq, a predicted model, not a curated record
AGAUCUGACAGAAACAUCCUUGGAUCUUGGUGUCUGGACAUAGAAGUUAUCUUUAAUUGUUCUGAAGCACACGACCUUUCUAACCACUGUAGAUAUGGACAAAGAAGAAAGAAAGAUUAUCAACCAGGGUCAGGAAGAUGAAAUGGAGAUUUAUGGCUAUAAUUUGUGUCGCUGGAAGCUUGCCAUCGUUUCUCUUGGAGUGGUGUGUACCGGCGGCUUUCUUCUCCUGCUCCUCUAUUGGAUGCCCGAGUGGCGGGUGAAGGUGACCUGUGUGAGAGCUGCAAUCAAAGACUGUGAAGUGGUGCUGCUGAGGACUACUGAUGAAUUCAGAACGUGGUUUUGUGCAAAAAUUCGCUUCCUUUCUCUAGAAACUCCCCCAUUUUCAAGUUCAAAAUCUCUGGUUAAUAAAGUUUCAAAUGGCCAUGCAGUUCACUUAACUGAAAAUCUGGCUGAAGAGAAUAGGCUUGAGAUGAAUAAAUACUCACAGCCUCAAUCACAACAGAUUCGCUAUUUCACCCACCAUAGUAUGAAAUACUUCUGGAAUGAUACCCUUCACAAUUUUGAUUUCUUAAAGGGACUGGAUGAAGGUGUUUCUUGUACGUCAAUUUAUGAAAAGCAUAGUGCAGGACUGACAAAGGGGAUGCAUGCCUACAGAAAAUUGCUUUAUGGAGUAAAUGAAAUUGCUGUGAAAGUGCCUUCAGUUUUUAAGCUCCUGGUUAAAGAGGUUCUCAACCCAUUUUACAUUUUCCAGUUGUUCAGUGUUAUACUCUGGUGCACAGAUGAAUACUAUUACUAUGCUAUAGCCAUUGUGAUUAUGUCUGUAGUAUCAAUUAUAAGCUCCCUGUAUGCCAUUAGAAAGCAAUAUAUUAUGUUACAUGACAUGGUGGCGGCUCACAGUACUGUGAGAGUUUCAGUUUGCAGAGUAAAUGAAGAAAUAGAAGAAAUCUUUUCUACAGACCUUGUGCCAGGAGAUGUCAUGGUCAUUCCAUUAAAUGGGACAGUCAUGCCUUGUGAUGCAGUGCUUAUUAAUGGUACUUGCAUUGUAAAUGAAAGCAUGUUAACAGGAGAAAGUGUUCCAGUGACAAAAACUAAUUUGCCAAAUCCUUCGGUGGACAUGAAAGGAACGAGAGAUGAAUUAUAUAGUCCAGAAACACAUAGACGACAUACUUUGUUUUGUGGGACAACUGUUAUUCAGACUCGUUUCUACACUGGAGAACUUGUCAAAGCCAUAGUAGUUAGAACAGGAUUUAAUACUUCCAAAGGACAGCUUGUUCGCUCCAUAUUGUAUCCCAAACCAACUGAUUUUAAACUCUACAGAGAUGCCUACUUAUUUCUACUGUGUCUAGUGGGUGUGGCUGCAAUUGGGUUUAUCUACACUAUUAUCAAUAACAUUUUAAAUGAGGUUGAAGUUGGGGAUAUAAUCAUCGAGUCUCUCGAUAUCAUUACAAUCACUGUGCCGCCUGCGCUUCCUGCUGCAAUGACCGCUGGCAUUGUGUAUGCCCAAAGAAGACUGAAGAAAGUGGGGAUUUUCUGCAUCAGUCCCCAGAGGAUCAACAUCUGUGGACAGCUGAAUCUUAUUUGCUUUGACAAGACUGGAACCCUUACUGAAGAUGGUUUAGAUCUUUGGGGGAUUCAACGAGUGGAGAAUGCACGUUUUCUUUUGCCAGAAGAAAAGGUUUGCAGUGAGAUGUUGGUAAAGUCUCAGUUUGUUGCUUGUAUGGCUACUUGUCAUUCACUUACAAAAAUUGAAGGAGUGCUUUCUGGAGAUCCACUUGAUUUGAAAAUGUUUGAAGCCAUCGGAUGGAUUCUGGAAGAAGCAACUGAAGAAGAAACAGCACUUCAUAAUCGAAUUAUGCCAACUGUGGUUCGUCCUCCAAAACAGUUGCUUCCUGAAUCUGCACCUGCAGGAAACCAAGAAAUGGAGCUGUUUGAACUUCCAGCUGUUUAUGAGAUAGGAAUUGUUCGCCAGUUCCCAUUUUCCUCUGCUUUGCAACGUAUGUGUGUGGUGGCCAGGGUGCUCGGGGACAGAAAGAUGGAUGCCUACAUGAAAGGGGCACCAGAAGUCAUUGCUGGUCUUUGUAAGCCUGAAACUGUUCCUGGUGAUUUUGAAAAAGUUUUGGAAGAUUACACCAAACAGGGCUUCCGUGUGAUUGCUCUUGCACACAGAAAAUUGGAGUCAAAACUGACAUGGCACAAAGUGCAGAAUGUUGGCAGAGAUGCCAUUGAGAACAACAUGGAUUUUAUGGGAUUAAUAAUAAUGCAGAACAAAUUAAAGCGAGAAACCCCUGCAGUACUUGAAGAUUUGCAUAAAGCCAACAUUCGCACCGUCAUGGUCACAGGUGACAACAUGUUGACUGCCGUCUCUGUAGCCAGAGACUGUGGAAUGAUACUACCUCAGGAUAAAGUUAUUAUUGCUGAAGCAUUACCUCCAAAGGAUGGGAAAGUUGCCAAGAUAAACUGGCAUUAUGCAGACACCAUAACACAGAGUAAUGAUUCAUCAGCAAUUGACCCGGAGGCUAUUCCAAUUAAAUUGGUCCAUGAUAACUUAGAGGAUCUUCAGGUGACUCGUUAUCACUUUGCAAUGAAUGGAAAAUCAUUUUCAGUGAUUUUGGAGCAUUUUCAAGACCUUGUUCCUAAGUUGAUGCUGCAUGGCACUGUGUUUGCUCGUAUGGCACCUGAUCAGAAGACCCAGUUAGUAGAAGCAUUGCAAAAUGUAGAUUACUAUGUUGGGAUGUGCGGUGACGGCGCAAAUGAUUGUGGUGCUCUGAAGAGGGCACAUGGAGGCAUUUCCUUAUCAGAGCUCGAGGCUUCAGUGGCAUCUCCCUUUACCUCCAAAACUCCUAGUAUUUCCUGUGUGCCAAACCUUAUCAGGGAAGGCCGUGCAGCUUUAAUGACUUCCUUCUGUGUAUUUAAAUUUAUGGCUUUGUACAGCAUUAUACAGUACUUCAGUGUUACUCUGCUGUAUUCUAUCUUAAGUAACCUGGGAGACUUCCAAUUUCUCUUCAUUGAUCUGGCAAUCAUUUUGGUAGUAGUUUUUACAAUGAGUUUAAAUCCUGCCUGGAAGGAACUUGUGGCACAAAGACCACCUUCAGGUCUUAUAUCUGGAGCCCUUCUCUUCUCCGUUUUGUCUCAGAUUAUCAUUUCCAUUGGCUUUCAGUCUUUGGGUUUCUUUUGGGUCAAGCAACAGACUUGGUAUAAAGAGUCACAUCCAUAUUCAUAUGCUUUUAAUACAACAGGAAGCCCAGACGGGAAUUCUUCGCAUUUGAAUGAUGAAACCAAUCCUGAUAAACAUAACAUAGAAAAUUAUGAAAAUACCACAGUAUUUUUUAUCUCCAGUUUUCAGUACCUCAUAGUGGCAAUUGCCUUUUCAAAAGGAAAACCCUUCAGGCAACCUUGCUACAAGAAUUAUUUUUUUGUCGUAUCUGUGAUUAUGUUGUAUGCUUUCAUAUUAUUCAUCAUGUUGCAUCCAGUUGACUCUAUUGACCAGGUUCUUCAGAUAGUGUGUGUACCAUAUCAGUGGCGUAUUACUAUGCUCAUCAUCGUUCUUGUCAAUGCCUUUGUUUCAAUUGCAGUAGAGAAUUUCUUCCUUGACAUGGUCCUUUGGAAAGUUGUGUUCAGUCGAGACAAACAAGGAGAAUGUCGCUUCACCACCACACAGCCACCACAGGAGUCACUGGAUUGGUGGGGGAAAUGCUGCUUGUCUUGGGCCCUGAACUGUAGGAAGAAGAUGCCAAAGGCCAAGUACAUGUAUCUGGCUCAGGAGCUCUUGGUUGACCCGGAAUGGCCACCAAAACCUCAAACAACAACAGAAGCUAAAGCUUUAGUAAAGGAGAAUGGGUCAUGUCAGAUCAUCACCAUAACCUAGCAGUGAAUCAGUCUCAGUGGUAUUCUAGUAGCAGUACUAAGGAGAGUGUGAAUGUAGGACUUUAUCUGAUCCUGUGCGUCACAAUGGCACCCUUUCAGUUUGUCCCCCUUCCAAUAUAGUA